Molecule: messenger RNA, 1662 nt
Organism: [Torrubiella] hemipterigena
Lineage: Eukaryota; Fungi; Ascomycota; Sordariomycetes; Hypocreales; Clavicipitaceae
Source: the annotation of a GenBank genome assembly
UAUUAUUCAUGUAAAAUUCAAGUUUAUAGCAUCAACCGACAUGUUUACCAAUCUCGAGUCGGCCGGCUUUGGUCGCCAUGUCCAAGCGCUAAUGCAGCGGCAUCGCGUGCCUGGCUUUGCUCUGGCUCUUGUUCAAGAUGGAAGAGUGACUUCAAACGCUUUUGGAAGCGCAACACUGGACCCGAAAAGAGAAUUCACAACAGAUACCAUUAUGCCGGUUGGAUCAAUCGCUAAAGCGCUCACGGCGGCGGCUGUCGGACUGCUUGUUGCGGACCAGGCUUUGCCCGAUGUCCAGUGGACGGCGCAAAUGAGGAAAAUCUUGCCAGAUGAUUUUGUAAUCCAGGGUGGCAAGCAUGAUGAUGUAACCUUGGAAGACGUGCUCUGCCAUCGUACCGGAAUGCCUGCGCACGAGUUUUCCAUCUUGGGCGCCAAAUCCAAGACGCGAGAUAAUGCUAGAUCUCUGACGAGAAAUCUACGCAACCUUCAGCCAGCAGCAGAAAACAGAAGUCAGUUUAUCUACUCCAACAUCAUGUACUCUGCGGCGAGCUAUGUGGUGCAAGUCAAACGUGGACUCUCAUUUGAACAGGCGAUGCAGAAGUACAUGUACCAGCCUCUCCAAAUGCAUUCUACCUGCCAGCUUCUCUCCACAGUCAAAGAGCGCGGCCAGCAAGACAGACUGGCGGUUGGAUACAGCUUGCUCGACGACGACGUGAUACCAGUAUAUCCGACCGAGUGCCCAGAUGCGCAAGGUUGCGGACAAACCAUGUCUACCGUGAACGACAUUGGUAGAUGGAUUAAAGCAUUGAUGCAUGCAGAGGCCCCAUUUUCCAAAGACUUGGUUGCGCAACUUACCGCACCGCGGAUCAGACAAGAGGCAGAGGACGAGCGCUCUAGCGCACCUUUUGCGGCACUGGGCUGGGAUGUUGUUGAUUAUUGCGGCGUGACGGUGAUUAUGCACCGCGGAACUGAAGCUGGAUUCCAGUCCAACCAUUUCUUUGUACCCGAGUUUAAAUUCGGAGGCGCCAUGUUUGCAAACUCGGACUGCGGCGAUUUAGUGAUUAGUGGGCUGACGUACCGGCUCAUUGACGAAGCGAUGAGGACAACACCUGGUCGAGAUGCUGAAUUCAUGUGGAGUGAUAGCAGCGAGGAAGACAGUGACGACGAUAGUGACUCGAGUUCGGACUCUGACGAUGAAGAAGAGAUUCGAGAAUUGCAACUAGAGCUGUGUCCAGGAUUGGAAAAGCCAGAGGCUUUGGCAAUGCCGCUAUCCGCUUACACGGGAUUCUACCUGCACGACGGAUAUCACCAUCUAAAGGUGGAAGCAAAGGAUGGUGCACUAUUUAUUAAUGCGCGAGACAGAGCGAUGGCUAUGGACAUUCGGUUCAUGCACGUGGCACACAAUACCAAGUUUAUUGCGUGUGCACACAUCUUGGCUGAUCAGGAGGACUUUUAUGUCAAGGCGGAAUUCAAGCUGGUGAACGGAAAAAGCGUGCGGCUGGGGAUUCAUUUCGAGACACGACUGGAGGAGUAUAUUUGGUUUGACAAGGUUCAAGUAAAUAGGGAUUAAAUUGGAAUGAAGACUAUUCAAGUUGGAAGAACAUGCAAAAUAUAUAGUGAAAAGCUAAUAAAUGAUAACGCUACCCAAUGCAGACAACUCGUAGA